CGCCCUCCAUUGCUGCCCACAGGUAAGGCAAGGUUUCCCUUUCUUUUUCCAUGGCUAUGGCUUGCUUUCUCUUGCACGGUUAGCUAAAUCCUAGAAACCCUAAUUGUUGUGGUAGAUUGGCAUGGGGAUUUGAGUGGGACGAGCCGUAUUUGACAAAGGGUGUGAUGGAUCUGCAGAGGACCGACGGAGUUUCUGAGCAUGUUUCUGCUCAAUCCAAUGAGGUAGAAAAUGUUAGUAGCAUUGUUGAUUGGUCAAAACUAGUGAUUGAACCUGAGAAGGAUGAAGAUGAAGAGGAUUCUCUUGAUGAAAAAGGGAUACCGGAUGAAAAGCCUGUGAAUGAGAAUGCGAUGUUCGCGCUGCUGGGUCUAAAAACAGAGGCAGAUGAAGACGGAAUGAAGCCUUGUCCGAUUGUUGCUCCUACUCCUGACUUGGAUGAUACUAAAGAUGUGGCUAUUCUUGUUGAUGAUAUGGCUCAAGAGGAAGCACUUAUUGUAUGGGAUGAACGACACCCGAAGAUGGAUAUAGGGACACCUUAUCCUGAUAUGGCUGCAUUUAGAAAGGCAAUCAAACAAUUUGCUAUCAAUGGAGAGUUUGAGUAUGGCACUACAAAAAAUGAGCCAGCGAGGUUUCGGGCUUUUUGUAAAGGUCAAGGCAUAAAAGGUGAACCUUGCCAAUGGUGUUUGUCAGCUAGUUGGCGGAGAGACCAGAAUUGUGUGAUGGUUGUGAAGCAUCAAAUUGAGCACAUUUGUAGCUCAACGAGUGGAAAAGUGACAAGCAUGACUGAUCAAGCUUGGGUGGCUGAAAGGGCAGCAGCUAUGUUGAAGAAAGAUCCAACAGUUGGUGCUACCAAGAUACUGCAUGUGUUGCAGGAUGAGUAUCAUGUCACACUUGACUAUCACACGGUGUGGAAAGGCAAACAAAAGGCAGCAACCAGCUUGUAUGGGAGUUGGGAAGAAAGUUUCAGGAUGUUGUACAACUACAAGGCUGAGAUAGAACUGAGAUCUCCAGGGAGUAUUGUAGAGAUUGAUACAACUACAGUUGAUGGCCAGGUACAUUUCAGCAGACUAUUCAUUGCUUUCAAGCCUUGCAUAGAUGGGUUUUUGAAUGGAUGCAGGCCUUAUAUUAGCAUUGAUUCAACUCAUUUAAAUGGCAAGUGGAAUGGCCAGUUAGCUGUAGUUACUGCUUUGGAUGGCCACAACUGGAUGUUUCCGGUUGCUUAUGGCUUUAUUGAGUCUGAAAAUGGAGAUAAUUGGGCCUGGUUCAUGAAUCAAGUGAAGAAGGCAAUUGGGGACACUCCGGUAUUGGCUGUUUGUACUGAUGCUUGCAAGGGUCUUGAAAAUGCUGUCAAACAGGUUUUUCCUCAAGCUGAGCAGCGUGAGUGCUUUAGGCAUAUGUACCACUAUUUCAGGAAAUAUUUUCAUGGUGAUGUGUUUGGACGGUUGUGGCCUGCUGCUAGGGCAUAUAGCAUCGGAGAAAGUAUAUCCGUAUCUUAG
Messenger RNA from Lolium perenne, 1493 nucleotides. The record is from RefSeq and is a predicted model, not a curated record. NCBI's taxonomy places the organism in Eukaryota, Viridiplantae, Streptophyta, Magnoliopsida, Poales, Poaceae.